UGCCCUAGAAACCCUUGCUUCGCCUCCUCUAGCCGCAACAUGCUCACCCCCACCAACCACUCAAUUUCUCAUCACUCUUCCCCUCUUUUUGUCAGUAAAUCCACUUCUUCUAGCUGGGCUUUUCUAGAAAUUUGCUCGCGUACCUGUUAGGUGCACCCCUUUUGCUUAUUUGCAAUCGUUUAUUCUCAUGGAUUUUGAGUUUUCGAAGAUGCUAGCUACUGCAUCUUAAUCUCCCGGUCGUGUUGUUUUAAGAGGGAUUUUGUUCACUGCGAUGGAUACUGUGGAAUUACCUUUCCCCGUAGACGUCGCACCCGCUCCAAAGUUGAUAGCGCCCGAGGGUUUUGCCAGAGCUGGGGCUACAGUCAAGGAGGUGGAAGGUCGGGGAUCUGAUCGCGUUUCCAUUGUAGUCAACCAUUCGAUUGAGUGUUGCGACCGCGGACUGGGAAAUGAUGCUGCAAAUGUGAAAAGCGACACUGAGCUUCACCUCCGAGAUGUAUUUCCUGAGAAUGAGCUCGUUAAGAAUUCUAGUAUGUUGUCCAAUCUUCAGGGUGAAGAGGUAUCCAAUGGUACGCAUGGCAAAGUAAAAAAUUGCCCAGUAAUUUCUUCCAAACUUGAAGGUUUGCCAUUGCAACAAAAGGCAGGAAAAGUUCAUAAGAGUGUUACUUCAAGUUCGAAGAGGCCACGAAUAUCAGAAGAUUCUAUGGGCCUGAAAGGAAUUGAGAGUUCAAAGAAAUUUUCUGAGAAGCAUGCAUCAAAUCAUAUAAAGAGUGGUUCUUCAGAAAAAAGUCAGUUAUCAAAACAAAAGAGCAACGGUAGCAAGCGUGGCGAUAAGAAGAACUUUAAAUUUCCUUCAAAGGCUAAAUUUGACUCAUCAUCUAUGAAGUUGGGUGCAGCAGUCUUCAAUUCUGCCUGUGGAGGGAACAACAUUUUUGGAUUAUAUGGUCUAAAGCAUGAUAUUCAUGAUGUAACAAAGCUUAUGGAAGAGCCAACUUUAGAUGAGCUCCUUAAAGGCACGUUUGACUGCCCUAGCUUGGGCAAAGAUAAGGGGAAGAAAACAUCAAAUAUUACUGAACAAUUUUUUAGCUCUGUUAGAAAGUCUUGCUCCAUCCUUCAUGUCCCAAAAGCUGUUCAAUCACAGUGCACGGCUGAGAUUGACAGCUCCUCAAACAGGAAAAUGUCUGCUUCGGAAUCAAGUUCUGUAUGUGUUGGACAAAGUGGGGAUAAUGGAGAUAAAGAGCAGUCUCGUGUAACAGAUAUUUCUGAAGGUCGCAUUGAACCUUCUAGUGAAACUGGAACUCCAGCUAGUCCUCUGGACUUUCCAUUAUAUCACCCUAAGGAUGUUUUGGAACGCAUUGCACUCCCCCAAUCUCGGGAUUUGGAUUCUUUGCUCCUUGAUGCAUCGAAGGCUGUUGUCACCUCAAAAAGUAAUAGUGAUCUUCGUACGGUCAAGCAGGUCAGUCGUCGACCUAGCUUGACAGCCUUUCCUUGGUCUCAUAAUUUCAGUGGUCAUUGUAGAACUAAUUCCGAUACAGUUAAGUUAUCAAGUAGAAUCACAUGCCAAGGUAAAUGGGCAAAGAUAGGAUUUGUUACUAGCUAUAUGGGAAUGAAUCGGGGGAGCUUCAUGAACCUUGAUACAUUCAGCUAUGAUCAGACUUUAGUUCCUUCAGUUGGUAGUUCAGACAAUAAGGGUUUACCAUCUUCAUGUGCCAGUCUUCCUUUCUGUCAUUGGGUUUCGUCGUCUUCUCUAACAUGUUCAAAAGGAUCUCGGGAUACUACAGAUUUUGAAGGCCUGGUGGAUAGUAAAAAAUAUGAUGGUUGUCCAGAAUUACUAGGUGCUGCACAAACUCUAUAUGAAAUGGCAACUCGCUCGCCAAGGCAGAAUGAGGGCACUUCAGGGUGGCUGAAGAAGGCUUCACAUAAGGCCACAAAACUUCGCAACUGGAAGUCAUACGAGAAAUCUGAGGAAAUGAUUUCUAAACAAAUAUCGGCAAUUGGAUCCAAUCAGUUGACAAGAGGCGUGGAGCGAAUUAUGCCCUCAAAGAAGCCAAGGCUUUCCAUAGUCAAGAGCAAGGAUGGUGGUCCUUCCAAUACUGUCAAGAAAGGACCAUGUGCAUGGCCAACUUCAAAAUCAAGCAGAUCGUUGCCAGUUAAAUCAGUCAGGGAACCCAUUAUGGAAAAUAAACAUUUAAACACGGGCAUCCUGAAGCAACAUAGUAUGAUGCCACCUCCUGCCUCUAGGGUUUUCAAUAAGGCCUUUGACAGUCAACAGAAAGUCAGAAAAGUAGUGUUGAUGGAUUGGAAAAGGGCAAGGGACAAGUCAGGUUGAUCUAGCGAUAAGCACACAGUAGAAGCACCAAUCCUUAACAGAUGUGAUUACCAAAAUGUUAGGUUGCUAGUUAAAUGCUGCUUCGUACAUAUGCCAUGGCGGCAAUGAGAUUGUUGUUGUAACUUGUUAUUUUGUAAUAUGUUCAAAGCAGAGCGAAAUUCAAAUCUUGUAACAUCAAAGACAGGAGUACAAAACAAGCAGAUGAAUUCUUUGCCUUCUGUAGAUGAUUUUACGAGGCAAUAGAAAGUCGACGUUGGUGCACGUA
Neltuma alba is the source of this 2591-nucleotide messenger RNA. RefSeq lists its product as uncharacterized. Lineage: Eukaryota; Viridiplantae; Streptophyta; Magnoliopsida; Fabales; Fabaceae. The transcript has 7 exons. The record is from RefSeq and is a predicted model, not a curated record. Bases 272 to 2326 code for a protein of 684 amino acids.